Molecule: messenger RNA, 1626 nt
Organism: Volvox carteri f. nagariensis
Lineage: Eukaryota; Viridiplantae; Chlorophyta; Chlorophyceae; Chlamydomonadales; Volvocaceae
Exons: 4
Coding region: 1-537 (178 amino acids)
Source: RefSeq, a predicted model, not a curated record
AUGUCCGCGGCAGAAGCAGUUGUUUCGCCACGCUUCAAUCCUUCCAUUGCCUUCAUCAGGGCAGUCCAAAAGUGGAACGACAGCGCCGGCAGGCAUCAGCAGAACGACGUCAGUGGGACCAUCAGCACCCUGAAUCUCUAUGGAGACACCAUGCUGUACAAGUAUCAACAGCAGAUAACAGCACCGGCGCGAGGGCCGGCUACGGCUGGCCACAUGCAGUUCGCUGAAUCCACCUGGGAUGUCUUCUACGAGUUAUACAAGAUCUCGUGCGGAUCUCUUGUUGACAAAAUCAGUAACGCGGACGUCAUUUCCGAAGCCCGUACGAUGGCUGUCGCCUGGUUCGAGUCCGUGUUCCGACCAGGCCAGAGCACUAAAAGCGGUCUGCAGGCCUACAUGCAGCGUUUGCAGACGCAGAGCCGUAAAGGUGUUCUCACCUAUCGAGUGCCUGGCGCGCCUCCAGCUGCUCUGGAGACGACGGCAGCCGAGGCAGUCAUCAGCUCGGCAACCGACAGCGGUGCGGAGAAGAGUGAACUGUAGAUAGAUGAUACAUGAUGCUUUACAGUCUGCAGAUGUUGUGUAGUUGGCCGAAAUAUGUUCGACAUAUAUAAGAUCUAUAUGACCUGGACGUCAAUCCGUGCAUCAGCAGAGAUGAAGUGUAGGCAUUUCGCCUAUAAAUAGCUAGGGCGUGUCAAUUAUGAACCAUGCAAGGAAACGCAUGAUGUGAUGUGUUGCCCGCUGCAUAAGAGAGGGAACGUGCAUGCAGGCACUAGACUAACAACUACUCACUUGUGCAGAUAGUAAAUAUCUAGGCGAGCUUGUUCUUUGGACUUGCACCGGUACUCGAAAAAAUAGUUGUACAUCAUGGUUGUGCCGGUGUGUGUAUGUGUGUGUGUGUGUGUGUGUGUUGCCGGUAACUUUGAUGGAGCGCGUCAUAAUUGUCACGCACUUCUGUGAUAUACAGCAAUGCAGGAGGAUUUCCUACAAACUUCGGCCCCCGCAACCCUUGAGGACAGCCUUGUGUGUGGCUGGCACAGUAUGAAGCUCAUACACGGUGCAUAUACAUGCAUGCAUGCAUGGUGUAAGCAGCUGCUGCUGCGACGCGAUCCAUUCAUUCGCAUAGGCAUGCAUAUGCGCAUGUGCAUGUGAUCGUGUCGGACAUUGAAGGAUUAGCGUCUAUGCUUCAGAUGAGGUGUGUGCUGCGUCCAUGGGAGAAAGCAGCUGUUGGAGCCGGUUUUCGCCAUUUUUGCGAGGCCUGUCAUGAGAAUUUUGAUUGGGCCGUGGUGGGUGCGUGCGUUUGUAUUGCUUGUCUGCGUUACAGAUGUGCGCGCACUUGCUUGCAUGAGAACCCUCCCGUGUUGAUCGGUCCGGACCAUGUUGUUUAGCGAGUAGCUGGGUUGGUACCACACAGCAGGAGCAUAGGUACGUUAUCGUUGCUUGGUACGGAUACAAUCCCAGGCGGAUGUGCGCAUGAAGCUGCGGUCUUGAUUUGUCGUGACACGAAACUCUAGGGUAUUCCCAGUGCAGAGCAGUGCACGGUCGUCCGAUGGCCCGCCCUACUUCCCUGCCGGAAAACACCCUUGGGGUCUGGGGCGCGCUGUAAUAUCCGCUACUAUUAACCUAUCAACG